ACCUUCUGUCUCCUCCAGCAUGCGCUGUCUCCAGCUCCUGUUCGGGGCCAGUCCUGCUGCCCUCCUCCUGGUUCUCUGCCUGCAGCUGGGGACCAGCAAAGCUCAGGAAGACACAACCAGUCGGAGGCCGAUAAUAAUGGAUUUGCAGAUGCCCCGGGAAGCAAAAGCAAAUGAGACAGUCUCCCUGGAGCUUAAAGUUAAAACAGAAUUGAAUGAAUGUCUGGUGAUUAAAGCUUACCUCAAAAGCAGCGUCUUCAUUGGUGGUUCUUUUGAUUAUAAAUUCACUGGCUGCCUCUGUAAAGAUUAUCCAAGAACCUUCUUCUGGGACUUUCGGAGCAAUAGCACCACAAAAAUCGCAGCCAUUGUUGACAUCGUUCGGGAGCUAAGUAUCUGCCCCAACGAUGACGCAGUGGUCCCCAUCAAAGCAAACCGGUACUACACCAUCACCACUCUAGUUAUAUCUUAAUAGAAGCUGUUUGUCUCUCCUCAACACCCAGGUGGUUUCCUCGAAGAAAACUGGGCUGAAAUAUCUCUUGUGGUUCAUAAAAUAAACUUUUCACAAGUUUU
This is a messenger RNA of Cynocephalus volans (Philippine flying lemur), 567 nucleotides long. It is a transcript of the gene PIP, whose product is annotated as prolactin induced protein. Bases 20 to 466 code for a protein of 148 amino acids. NCBI's taxonomy places the organism in Eukaryota, Metazoa, Chordata, Mammalia, Dermoptera, Cynocephalidae. The transcript has 4 exons. The record is from RefSeq and is a predicted model, not a curated record. Gene Ontology annotation, biological process: regulation of immune system process; proteolysis. Gene Ontology annotation, molecular function: aspartic-type endopeptidase activity. Gene Ontology annotation, cellular component: extracellular region.